CAACUGACUGAUUGACAAGACAUGAAACAAUAUUAAAGCCAUAGCAACAAAACAAAUACUAUUACUUUGUCUUCUUCGAUAUUCUAUUAGUAUCGUAAUUUUUUCGCCGAGUUUCACCUCUCCUAUAAGGGCAGCAGCUUACUCUGAGGCAGUAACAAUGCUUACGUUGUAACAAAAGCUAGACGGAUUAUCAGUAUCAACUGUGGAAAUAUUUUACUUAGCAUUAGCAUAGACUUAAGUAUAUAUAAUCAAAAUGCAAGACGAAGAUCGCAAGGCAAUACAAAAUAACUUUAUAUCUCUCGUGGAACAAACAGAUUUAGAUGUAAUGGUGUCAUCACUGUAUGAAAAAGGAGUUUUCUCUGAGCGAAUGAUCGAACCAUACAAGGACGUGAGCAAAGAUGCGAGAUAUCGUAAGCGCCAGCUGUAUAUGGAUGUGACGCGCCGCGGACCGCAGGCUUUUGGCCAUUUGUUGGACGCGCUAUCCGAAAAUGGUUAUUGGGACAUAGUGCGAGACCUCGACCCCAACAGCUCUCUUCAUGCACGACGGCAACGGAACCCCGUGCCGAGCACAAGUGUCGUGUCGAGUGAAAAGAACUUCGUUAGCCUGGGUACCGAGAAACAGAAGACCAAGAAUGCGACCGACGUCAAUAAAAACGUAGCGCCGGCGCGCCUGCCCGACCCCACCACCAUACCGCACUUCCACGUCGUCAAAUCUACUACAUUCUUUGAAGAUAAUGACAGUGACAUCCCGCUGUACCGCACGCGUGGCCGUCGGCGCGGGUUCCUCGUGGUGUUCAGCUACGUGGAGUUCAAUAACCUGGAGCCCUACCGCAACGGCGUCGACGUCGACUGCAAGAACCUGAAGUACCUCUUCGAUGAAAUCGGCUUCAAGGUCAUCUCCUACCAGGACCUCACUAAAUCGCAAACCCUGGAGACGCUGAAGGGUCUGAAGGAGGUGGUGGUGGGGGCGGAGUGCGUGUUCAUCGUGGUGUCGUCGCACGGGUACGAGCGGCCGCGCAGCUCCGACAACGACAUCCGCUGCAAGGACGGCGGCCUCAUCGCCAUCAGGGACAUCAUAGACUACUUCAACAACAAAAACUUCCCCGCGCUGCAGGGAGUGCCCAAGGUCUUCAUCUUCCAGCUCUGUCGCGGCAGCAACGAGGAGUCGGUGUGGCGGCUCGGCGCCGAGACGGACGGCGCGCCGCGCGGCGCCGGCCCCGCGCCCGCGCCGCCGCUGCUGGCGCCGCCCGACGCGCCCGCGCCGCGCGACCGCGUCUACUCCGACAUCCUCAUCGCGCACUCCACCGUGCCGGGGAACGUGGCGUACCGCGACAACGCGGCGGGCUCGUGGUACAUCCAGGCGCUGUGCGAGGUGUUCGCGGCGCGCGCGCACGACUGCCACGUCGAGAAGCUGUUCACGCUCGUGGACAAGCGCCUGCACGCCGCCUUCCUCGUGCAGACCUCGUCCGUCGACCGCUGGGGCUUCAACUGCCGUCUCUACCUGCACCCCGGCCUCUACGAGUCGCAGUGACGGCGGCGGAGGCGAUCGAGUGAUCGGAUUACACCUUGAGUAAUGAUUUCAAUGUUUAUAAUGUUUAAUUACUGACGCGAUGGACUCUCUUGUACGUAACCUCCCCUUCCAACAAUUUUCGAAUUCUUUUUAUUCGUCUUAAUUCUAAGCUAAUUAAAUAAAUAUACGAGAUCUCUUACAAUUAGUCAGCUAUUAAGGAAGUUUAUAUUCCAACUAUGUGCAUUUAUUUUAUUUAUGUUUUAGUUUAAAAAAUUAUAUUAACAUACUAUAAUUAUUUAUUUAAAAUAUACAAUCGAGAUGUUCAAGGACUGUCUGAACUUCAUAAACAAAAAUGGAAAACC
This is a messenger RNA of Nymphalis io (European peacock), 1872 nucleotides long. RefSeq names its product caspase Dronc (gene Dronc). The record is from RefSeq and is a predicted model, not a curated record. Lineage: Eukaryota; Metazoa; Arthropoda; Insecta; Lepidoptera; Nymphalidae. Gene Ontology annotation, biological process: regulation of apoptotic process; proteolysis. Gene Ontology annotation, molecular function: cysteine-type endopeptidase activity. Bases 254 to 1531 code for a protein of 425 amino acids. The transcript has 9 exons.